Molecule: messenger RNA, 207 nt
Organism: Prunus armeniaca (apricot)
Lineage: Eukaryota; Viridiplantae; Streptophyta; Magnoliopsida; Rosales; Rosaceae
Source: the annotation of a GenBank genome assembly
AUGAGAAGCAGAAAACAUCGUGCCAAGGCCAUGAAGAUAGCCGCUGUAGCUGAUGGCGUUAAUUCAGUGGCUUUCAACGAGGAAAAGAAAGAUCAGAUGGUGAUCAUUGGAGAUCGAGUUGAUGCAGCUAGCUUAGCUCUGUGUUUGAGGAAGAAGGUUGGCCAUGCCAACUUAGUGAAGGUGGAAGAAGUAGUGGAAGAUACAUGA